Molecule: messenger RNA, 1594 nt
Organism: Ictalurus furcatus (blue catfish)
Lineage: Eukaryota; Metazoa; Chordata; Actinopteri; Siluriformes; Ictaluridae
Product: myosin-IIIa-like
Exons: 3
Coding region: 466-825 (119 amino acids)
Biological process (GO): protein phosphorylation
Molecular function (GO): ATP binding; protein kinase activity
Source: RefSeq, a predicted model, not a curated record
UUGAGUGAAGAAGUACGAGUCUAGCCAUUCAGACGUCUACAGGAGCUCAUCCAGGAGAAAUGGUAAAGACUGUAAGUGACGUGAAAGCAGUACUGGAACACACACCGGACUUCCAGAUGAUCUUUAUGUAUAAUUUCAUGUUGUUUUCCUCCACAGAGGCCUCACGCAGGCCGUGAGAUCAGAGUGAUGACUACAGUGACAUAUCACACUAUAUAGUGUUACAGAUUGUUAUGAAUAAUGUAUUACAAGGGCAGGUGAUCCGGCCGCACACAGGAAGCUGUACAGUCUUCUCCUUCUGCCCCGGGUCGAUACGUGAGCAUGUAGAUUCGGAUGCAGAGUGUACGUAGCGGUGGCCCGUGCCGGUGAGGUUGUCUGAAUGACUGCAUCAGCGAGUGGAGAGACGUUCACUGGUGCUUACCGCAGAACUCGGAAUUCGCCUGCUGAGUAAAGAGAUCUCUUAAGAAAAUGUUUCCGCAGUCGGGCAAAUCCAUCGUCUUUGACAGCUUUCCCGAUCCUUCUGACACCUGGGAAAUCACCAAGACGAUCGGAAAAGGAACCUACGGCAAAGUGUACAAAGUGCUGAAUAAGAUCAACGGCAGCGAGGCGGCUGUCAAAGUACUGGAUCCUGUUCACGAUAUCGAUGAGGAGAUCGAGGCAGAGUACAACAUCCUGAAAGCGCUCUCCGAUCAUCCCAACGUGGUGAAGUUCUUUGGCAUGUUCUACAAGAUAGAUCCUAAAACCGGAGACCAGCUGUGGUUAGUGCUGGAGGUAAAACAUCACAAGUUCUCCCAAGUGCCUGGAGUGUGUUAUAUAAGAUGUCUUUAGGUUGUUUGGAUUGAUGGAGUGUUUGAUGUCAAUUUAAGGACAUAUCAAAAAUAUCAUGAAUGUUGCAUUCUGUCUCCAUCAAGACAUUUUGAAUGACAGCAUCUGACGCAGUGCGUAAACGCAGAGUCCACGCUCUAGCACACUUUCACGCCGGCUCGCUUGCGGUGUGUGUAUUUUUAUGACCAGAUUUGUGUUAUCGGUCUACUUUGUAAUCCCAUCUAAUUUGCGAUCGCUGACCUGUAUUUGAGCUAAUCCACUCCCGCCUCAUGCCCUGUGUGAGACUUGAAACAGGUUUGUGUGAUCAGGAGGCAGGGCUCGUUGUGGUUAAUAAGCCAGCGAAUCAGAGUGCUGGAGGUGUGGCUCAAGUGAGCGAGUAAAUUGAGGUGUGAUAUUCGGCAAUGUUUACUCCAGCUGAUCUGAUUAUUAAGAGUUAGUAACAUUCGUUCAUGUUCAGUAAGCAUUUCAUCCGGGUUAAGGUCACGGUGGAUCUUGAAUUUAUCCUGGAAGUGAGGUGGGAACACAUCCUGGAUGGAACACCAGUAGUUAAUAACAUGCUGCGAUAUCAUUUAUGCUAAUUUAUGUGGAUAUUUAAGUGUAUUCAUUUGGCAUUUAAGCAAACAUCAUUUAAAUAUGUGGUGACUAACUUUGUUAAUUUGUUAAUGUCACGGCCACGGCAUGGAUGUGAUGGACUUCACGGCAACAAGAUGUGUGUGUGUGUGUGUGUGUGUGUGUGUGGAGAGAAAACAUGGCAGCUACAGUAGUAUCUGGA